This is a messenger RNA of Triplophysa dalaica, 5138 nucleotides long. RefSeq lists its product as uncharacterized. Bases 1082 to 4237 code for a protein of 1051 amino acids. Gene Ontology annotation, molecular function: protein binding; DNA-binding transcription factor activity, RNA polymerase II-specific; RNA polymerase II cis-regulatory region sequence-specific DNA binding. The record is from RefSeq and is a predicted model, not a curated record. The transcript is spliced from 7 exons. NCBI's taxonomy places the organism in Eukaryota, Metazoa, Chordata, Actinopteri, Cypriniformes, Nemacheilidae. Gene Ontology annotation, biological process: regulation of transcription by RNA polymerase II.
CGAGGCGAAGUUAGGUUGACGAAUGGCAACCAACAGAGGGCUACGAGUUAAAAAUUGGAUUAUUUGAUCAUCUGAUUGGCUUUAAUGUUACACGAACGGACACGGAUCAAUUUAAGGGCAAACCGCGGAUGAUAUUUUUGAUUUUAGCGGCCGUUACGCAUUUGGAUGGGUUUCAGGAAGACCCCCUCGUCUCGCGCAUAGGUCGCGCGACAGAUUAGCUGCGGCGUGCUGAGAGCCGAGUUCAAGAUAUCACAAGUUGCACGCGCGAGAGGAAGACCCUCGCGAGCGAUUGUUCAUGGAGAUAUUUGGAUUAUUUCAAUGGAUCUGAUAUGACGUAGUUGGCGAUUCGGCGUCAGUGACAUAUGCUUGCCUCAAGUGUUGUUACAUUUGAGAAAAGAGGCCCCUGAAGUACCAGGAUAAAUAAUAUUUUAAUAUUUAUGGGUGGCAGCCACUGCAUAUUUGACAGCGAGGGGGUUCAAGCCGUUUGUCAUACGACCGUUGGAUCUUGCGUGAUUGUGCGUAACGUUAGUUUAGUUUCACAUGACGGACAACCAGGCACUACUAUGGAAAAACUUUGAAAUGCCCAACAUUUUAGCUGUCAGUUUAUGUGGAUUUUUGUAAGUGUUCUGUACUGAUUUAUGGCUUUUGAUAGUGGGAAUUAUUUUUCAACGUUGAACUCCAAGUCACAUGGAUUAGUUGCCGUCCUUGGCGUCUGGUAGGAUGUGAUAAAAAUGUCUGGCGCAUCGUAAAGCACCAAAGAUGAUGGACUUGUGAAGUACUUCUGCUGCUAUUCCAAAUGCUUCUUUUUAAUAACAAGAAACAUUCUGAUAUUUUAUUUAUUGUUGAUUAUCGUUAAUUUAUUCAUAUUAAUUACGGUUGAUGCUUAAAUAUCAAAACUGAGGAUUGCUGUGUCUGGAUCUACUAACGUUAUACCUUAUAGACUCACUUAGAACAUCUUUGAUUCACAAUUGUCUCAAUGCCGGUGGAUGAACCCAGUCUGAAAGGUUCUGCUUUUUAAACUUAGAGGAAACAAAUAAGCCGCACUGAAAGUGAAACUGUCGUGGGAAAACAUCAGGUAAAAAUGUCUACUGAGUGCACCUAUAACGCGCCAUGUAGUACCGAUGACACCUUUCGUACAAAUCAACUCUCGGCGCACGAGCAGCGGGAACGCGCGGGCUUCGCGAACGGUGGCGGCGCACCAGUAAAGUCUUCUGCUUUCUUCGAAGUCAUCGGCGGCUCUUUUUAUCGCAAAAAGUUGGAGAAAGGUAUCUUCCAGUACCGAGAGGUGCUGGCUGAAGACAAGCGACUUCAGUCCAUAGCCAUCUUUCACGAGAAGAGACAGGGAAAGUCGCACCACACCCUGGAGGACACGUAUAGACUGGUGGCCGAGCACUAUUGGUGGGAAGGAAUGUAUUUUCAGGUUAGAGACUUUGUCCUCAAUUGUGAAGAAUGUCAUUCCAAGAAGUCAGAGUGUUCAGAUGUGGGACUCGUCACCAUGAUGGUAGAAUCGCAUAGUCAUGACAUUUUAAGUAAGCUAAAUAGUCAACGGGAAGCAGGGCUCUUUUGUGACAUUACACUGAAAACCGGUGGUGGCCACUACUUUGUCGCUCACAAGGCCGUUCUUGCAGCAGUAAGCGAGUACUUCCAGGAGUUAUUUACUGAAAUGGACUCCGCCACUGACCCCCAGUCUCUAGUUGACUUCACAGGUUACAGCGAGCAAAGCUUGCUAGCUUUACUAGAGUUCUCUUACACUUCUACUCUAAACCUGAAUCUGGACAGUUUAACAGAGGUUUGUGCCAUGGCUCGUCAUCUACGCAUGUGGCCUGCCCUUGAGGCCUGCGCUGCUAUCAAAAAAGAGACUUUUCAGCGACGUUCCAAAAUGCACAAUACUGCUGGUGAUCCAAAUUCAAUUCCUGGACCUUUCAGGAGAGACCUGUCUUCGACUCCACAAAGAAAGGUAGGCCUGAAGAGAAGGAGAGAGGAUGAACAUGAAUGUGUCUCUGGGUCUUCCUGGAACACCCAAGUGCAAUACAGAGAGCUUAUUGUUGAUAAGACGUCAGAUGAAUCUGGAACAGAAAUAUUUAACCCUCAGUUGCAAUGCCAAGCAUCAUCGAGUUUUCAUGUUGAGGAAAAUGGAUUUCCAUGUAGCCCAAAUCGCAGAAUGAAGCUCAUGGACUUCAAAUCUCCAUCCUGCAAGAAAAAUUCGCCCUCUCGCCAUAUACCUUCAGUCAUCUCAUCCUCUCCAUGCACCUCAACUCGUUCUUCUUCUCCGUCACGACGCCUACUUCGUUCCUCACCUGGCGCUGCCCUUGCUUUACGCAGACUCCUGCCUAAAAUUGACCUCACCACCAAGAAAAAAAGAAAGUCCUCUUCCUACAGAACAUACAAGUCUCGAUCUGAAUUCAUAGCGACUCCAUCCCAAUCUCAGGCAAGUCAUGUAACCUCUGUAAUGGUGAAAGAGGAGGAUCUAGAGGAAGACGUAUGCAACACAAUCCCUCAGGAUGAAGUACACAGCCCCCGUGCACAGGAGAAAUAUAAACUGCUCAGUUUCCUAGGCUUGCAGAGGAAGUCUCUAGUGCCUGGUCCUGAGGAACUGUCUGGUUGGGGGCAGAAGAAACGACUUAGGAAGUUAAAAGUCAGCAAUUAUUCCCUCACAGCUAGACGUAAACCUCGUUCAGAGGGUGUCACAUUGGGACUUAAACCCAGUCUAGGGGCACUUGCAGCAGUUAGUCCAUCUUUGUCCCUCUGUGACAUGAGCAGAAUGGACUUGUUGAACAGACCACUGAAAGCAGAACCCCAAGACUCAUUGAGCCAUGAAAGUUCAAGAAAGAAGAGACGCUGUCCUGCAGGGCAAGCUGUUCAACCGAGUACAAGGACUACACGUAGCAGGUCAUUGCUCCAGAUAGAUUCCAGCAGAAUUGAUCGACCGCUCAGACGUCACAAUAGAAAUCAAGACCAAAAAACACAACCGCAGCCUGCAAGAAGAGGUAGGCUUCCAGCGCAUGAUGCUUAUUCCACUUCAAAGAGGAUGCUCAGGAUAAAACAGGAACCUGCUGACAGUGCUAUUCUACAACCUAUUCAGAGGCGAAACACUGCCUACCACCACCAGGCAACUGUAAACCCCCCUAAAGCAACAGUUCCAGCACGUAGGGGUCGGCCACCAGCGGAUCGGACAGUCAGAGCCACAAGAAACUCACAACAAAGAAAGCAGUACAAACUCGGGCGUCCCGCAGCAGAAGAACCUAAAAGUUCAAAAGUAAUUGAAGCCAAAACAAAAUGCAACUACGCUACAGGAAUGGCACAAGCAAAGCACAGCAGAACUAAAAGAGGAACCCAGGUGAAAGAGAACAGAAAAUCUAAAGCACUUGCUAAUAGAAAAGAGAACUCUGAAGUUCAAUAUGGUGUCGUGAACUGGGACAUUUCCAAUACCAACCAUCAUCAUCAUCACAGCCAUCCCCUUUAUAAAACCAUAAAGGAGGAGCCAGCAGAUCCCCUGCCCCUAACCCAACCAUUCCCAACCUCAGAUUCCUCCGAUCUAGGUAAGCGUCAAAGUAAACCGCCUGUCAAACUGCUGGAUCAAGGUUUCCUCUUCGGUUUCUGUCGGCCAGCAAGUGGAAUCAAACAGGAGGAGGAGAGUGUGGACAUCUACCUAACUCGGUCAGUCUCUCAUGCAAGCAGUUCCCAUCGGGAUUUGUCACCCAAUCUGGUGAGAAAAGAGAGGGUGAGGGGCAGGAAUAAGCCAGAUCGAACGGGUCUCAAUGGGCCUCACUGGGCUGGACUUGGUAACAGGUCGACACCGUUUUCUCAAAGGCUUGCUAUUCAAGUAAAAACGGAGAGAGAUGAAACAAGUGUGUCGAAAAAAUUGAGUGUUGUUAGAGUCAGCAAAAGGAGUUGUAAGGUCAAGAAAGAACCUAGAAAGACAAAGAAUGUAAACAAGCUGCUUCCUCUGAGCAGUCGCCGUUCCAUCCUACUGGAAUCCAUCCGACGGGCACGUCUCAAACAGCUACAGGAUCCUAAAGUUCAGGAGUUAAGUGGAGCACAUACUUGUCUGCAGUGCAGAGCCUCUUACAGGGACUGUGAUGCCCUCAUUAUGCAUCGUAUCAGGCACAUUGAAGGCAAACACUGGCCUUGUCCGUUGUGCAGCAAGACUUUCUUCAGACAGAGAAAUGUAAAGAAUCAUAUAAGGACACAUAAUCCCAAACUCUACAAAUGCCGCCAGUGUAUUGCUGCUCACUGAGGUUAGAAGCCACAGGGUGAAAUGAAGAGACGCUUUGUUUCUUUAAUUGUUAAAGCUGUAAAUACCAAGAAUCUGUGAUGUAUGACAUUAAGGGUCAGUUUAUUAAUGUAAAUAAUAUUUUGUUUUAAUUUGUCUUUUUCCUCACAAAAAUAAUUGUUGUUAUUUAAGUAACUAAGCUGAAGUUGCUUUGCAAUUGAUAUUGAUGUGUUGAACCAGAACUUGAACCCAUGGUGUUUUUCUCAGGGGGGUGGAAGCUUGUUGGUCAAGGUGAUAUAUGUAUAAUGAGAAUUGUGUAGAAUGCUUUAAAUUUGUAACUACUAAUGUAAUUACAACAAUUGUUAUUAGAAUUGUUACGAAUAUUUUUCCUAAAUUACAUAAUCUUGAGUGCACUUAAUGUUAGCUUUGUUUUGAAACCUAAGAAAGAUGCGAUGUACUGGGAUGUACUUGAAUGGAAUGGAGUUGGUGAACUGCCCUCAACGUGUGGCUGUCUCGCAAUGUUUUAGAAAAAACAGUUAUAGAAAUUAUGUCACAGAGGAAUUUUAAAUGAAGGUUAGGUAAAUGGGUUAGUUAUUCUAGGGAUUAUCAAAUGGUUAACCUUCAUUGGUGCAAUGCCGUUGGAGAUAUGCCAUUUUAUGAAAACAUCUCUGUUUGACUUCAGCUUUUCAAAAUGAAACGGUGACUGUCUUUCAGAUAAGGGAAUCCCAAAAUGUUUAAUGUGAUUUUCUUUUCUCCUUCUUUGAAUAAUUCCUUGUCAAAUUUUUAUGCAUACCUUUCUUUAAUAUAAAAUGCAAUGAAAUAAUAUGAAGUUUUAAAUGUUGAAGUGUGUUUUGUCUGAAAAAGACAGUUUAAAAUGUAGAACGACCAAAUAGCCAUAUAAAUAAAUUUUGCAUUUUAAAAUUUA